AUGAAGAGCAAAGUGGACACGAUCGUGAACUUCACCCACCAGCACUUCACCUCGCAGUUGGAGGUCACCGUGUGGGCCCCCAGACUCCCCUUGCAGAUAGAGAUCUCGGACACGGAGCUGAGCCAGAUCAAAGGCUGGAGGGUCCCCGUGGCCCCAAACAGAAGGCUGGUCACAGCCACCAAAGUCCUCUCAUGGAAGGGCGCAGGGCUGGUUCGUCUAGCAGGGAAGGUUCUGGAGCAGCCCUCAGGUGACGCGCUUGAGCCUCACGCACCCCGGGGGAAGGUCCUGUCGCCUCUCUCUGACUCCAUCCUGGCCGAGAAGACGGUGAUCGUCCUGGACGACCGUGUCACCAUCGCAGACCUGGGCGUGCAGCUGGUGGCUGGCUUGUCUCUUUCCCUGCAGCCUCACAGGACGGAGAGAAGGGCCAUCGUCUCGACAGUGACCGCCCAGGACGUCCUUCAAGCCCCACAGCAGGAGGCGAUAGUCAGUUCCUGGAUUUUGUUCAGCGAUGGCUCGGUGACGCCGUUAGACAUUUACGACCCCAAGGAUUUUUCCAUUUCUGUCUCGUCGCUGGAUGAGAUGGUGGUGUCCGUGCAGGCCAACCUACAGGCCGCGUGGCCGGUCGUGGUUGCAGAGGGCGAAGGGCAGGGGCCCUUGAUCAAAGUAGAGCUGGAGGGGAAGGGCAAUGUCAAGGUCAGCUUCGGGGCUGGCACGGAUGGACGCCCAGGAGGCACCAACGACAUAGAGGGUGUGGGUCGGGAACACACAGACCACCUCAGCAACGCCAUCGAGCGGGAAGGGGGCCGGGACAGAGCGGUGCAGGGACUGUCCCAGCACGGCGCCUCUGCUGGCCGCGAGGACAGGGCCGGCCACGGCACAACCCCGCGGGCUCCCGCGGAGAGAAAGGAGACGAAGCGAGGCCCGGACGCCAUCACGAGCUUCCCCGCCCCGGGGAGGCUGCCGGACCCCAAGGCCCCCGGGGAGCUGGCCGUGACCUCGCGGGGGCUCACCGACCUGGAGAUCGGCAUGUACGCACUGCUCUGCGUCUUCUGCCUGGCCAUCCUGGUCUUCCUGCUCAACUGCGUGGCCUUCGCGUGGAAAUACAGACACAAGAGACUGGCCGUCAGCGAGCAGGGCCACCUCCCCCACUCCCACGACUGGGUCUGGCUCGGGAACGAAGUGGAGCUGCUGGAGAACAGUGUGGCCAUCGGCGUCGCUUCGGAGGAGGGCACGGCCGCGGCGGACCGGGGGCUGCAGUUCGAGGAGAGGAACUUCCUUCUGAACGGCAGUUCCCAGAAGGCUUUCCACAGUCAGCUGCUCAGACCCGACUACGUCUAUGAGAAAGAAAUGAAAAACGAGCCCGCGACCCCGUCGGGCCCGAAGAGGAAGAGGGUCAAGUUCACCUCCUACACCACCAUCCUCCCGGAGGACGGUGGCCCGUACACCAACUCCAUCCUGUUUGACAGUGACGACAACAUCAAGUGGGUCUGCCAAGACCUGGGGCUGGGGGAGCCCCCGGACUUUAGAGACUACAUGGAAAGGCUGCAAGAGCAGAUGUAG
Molecule: messenger RNA, 1560 nt
Organism: Pteropus alecto (black flying fox)
Lineage: Eukaryota; Metazoa; Chordata; Mammalia; Chiroptera; Pteropodidae
Product: transmembrane protein 132B
Source: RefSeq, a predicted model, not a curated record